Molecule: messenger RNA, 2155 nt
Organism: Paralichthys olivaceus (Japanese flounder)
Lineage: Eukaryota; Metazoa; Chordata; Actinopteri; Pleuronectiformes; Paralichthyidae
Source: RefSeq, a predicted model, not a curated record
UCUCCGGAAGUGUCAUGGGCGGAAACAGGAAGCGCCGUCAGCUGUUUCAGGAGGACCGACCGGACGGUGUCGGUGUCUUCGGCUCUCGGUGUGCGGCUCGUCCAGCGGCUCUCGGGCCGGUGAGGAGCAGCGGCAGCUCGGCCUGGUUUCCUCCGGAGCGGCGGGAUGUCCGCUCUCAGCAGCAAAGCGCUGCAGGAGCAGCUGUCCGCCAUCAUGGCGGCGCUGACCACGGCGGCGGUGGCGGAGAUCUGCGAGCUGGUGGACGAGGGCUACGCGGAGCUGCAGCUGGAGCUCAGCCGCAAACACCGGGAGAACGAGGACCUGAAGAAGAAGCUGCACCUCAUCGAGUCCAUCGUGGUCCGGGGCGGCGGCUGGGUUGGAAAGGCGGCGGUGCCGGAGGUCGAAGCGGCCGCGGAGGUGUCACAUGAGGCGGGGAAACCUCCGCAGCGGGACGGAGGAGCCGCGGUGCCUCUGCGGGAGGAGCCUCCAGAGGUGGUGUUGAUCAAAGAUGAAGACUCGGACACUAACGACACCUUUGAGGAAGAUAACAAAACGUGUGCUGAUGGGGGGAGAGCUGUGAUCAGAGAGGUCGUCCUGUCAACUCCGGUCAGCCUUAGCGUGAAGAGACGCUGGCCGGGACACGAAGAGGCGGAGAAGCAGUCAUCCUCCGAGCAGCUCACACUGAAAACGGAGACGCCAAAGACGAGCGGGGCCGUCUACACUCUGGACUCCACUCACAGCGAGCCGGGCUGCUCCAGUCAGUUUGGCGGUGAGGAGGUGGAGGCUGACUCCUCACAGAUGGACCCAGACGUCCACCUGGUCCACCAGGAGUGCUCGAUGAUUUCUCCGAGCUCCAACAGACAGACUUAUUUUGGGAGCAGCUCUCUGAUCGAGUCUCUGACCAACAGAGCGGAAAUGGAUCUCAGCCUCACGUGGACCAAACACUCAAAGAGUCAGAUGUCGUUUCCUCAGUUUCACCAGAAUGAAAACAUGGAUGUUGACGCUUUCGGGCUGAAGCUGACCAGCGCUUCGGGAUCAACCUCCACAGACUGUCAACUCUCUGAGAGCAGCAACUCUGGGUUUGAGUAUGAGGACGCUGACAUGAUGAACUUCGCCCUCUACAGGGACCCGUCAGGUCGAUCCCAGGUCGGGCAGCUGAGCACCGGCUGCUUAGGGAAGCGGUUCAUAUGCUCCAUCUGCAACAAGACGUACGCAACGACACAGAACCUGGACGUUCACAUGAGGAUCCACACGGGCGAGAGGCCGUUCAGCUGCUGUCAGUGCGGCAAGAAGUUCACCCAGUCGGCUCACCUGAAGUCGCAUCUGAGCGUUCACUCCGGAGAGCGGCCGUACGCCUGCACACUCUGCUCCAGGAGCUUCAUCGUCAAAUACAGCCUCAAGUUACACAUGACGAAAUGUCACCCAACCGUCAGAGGGAAUGAGUGUGUUCUGUAAAUAUAAAGUUUUAAAAAGAAGAAAUCUUAAAUGGAGCAGAAGCAAAAUGAGCCCAGAGGUGAAAAAGCAUUUAAAAGACUUUUCACCUAAUAUUCAUUUUGGAUCAUGAAGAAAUAAUCAAUUUACUAGAAAAACUCAAAAUAUUUGAUGGUUCUUGUUUUUAACUCGAUAACUGAACAUGAUUGGUUUUGCCAUUUUGAUCACAUUACAUUUAGCUGAUGCUUUGACCAGAAGCGACUUACAAUCAGUGCAUUUAACAUUUAUGAAGGGCCAGUCAGGGUUCAGCGUCUCGCCCAAGGGCACGAAGGCAUGCAGGUUGGGAAGACUGAGAUUAAACCACCAACCUUCUGGUUGGAGUACGACUGCUCUACCCCACAGCCACAGCACCACCUUUGUUGUAUGGAAUAAAUUUAAACAAGAAUCCCCAGAUUAGAGUUUCUCAUUGUUAUUCUAGAGUGAAACCACAAAGUUUAACUUGUGUACAGAUUAAAAAGUAAUUCAUAAAAAAGGCUGAUGAUUGUGUAAAAAAACUAAAUACAUAAAUGCACUUCCUGUUAACAAAGUAUGGAAUCGUUUUGUAUCUGUUAUUAUUUAUUAAAGGUGGAAUCAAAUUUCACUUGAGGAAUUGAAGGUAUAAACAUGUCCAAUGUUGUAGUUUAUUAAACUUUGUUGUUGAACCAGUCAUUUUAUUUUGAUCUUU